GGUUUCUUGGUAGUAGCAGAGACGAGGGAGGGUGAGCACAGGACAGAAGAGUGGAAAAAAAUCAUAUGCACUAUGUCUGAAUAUAUCUUCUAUUUGUAGAUAAUUGCAUCCGAGGUGCACUUCUGCCUUUAAAUUCCGUUUCUGGACACCUCCUUUUCCAUCCAGCCAGCUGGGAGAGACAAAGCCCUUUUGGUGCCCUGAGCGACAGAACUCUGGUAGGGGGCUGGCUGGCUGUAAAUUGACGUGGCAUGGAAAUUCUCCGCUAAGUUGUAGCAGCUUUCGAGCUAAGAUCAAGCGCAGCCUCCAGGAACUGGAACUGAACCAUGGGCUCAGUAACUUUUCAGAAAAAUGGAUAGUAAAAGUCUUCAACGUCUCGCUUUGGACCUGGACGUUUUCUUUUUGGCUUUCUAUGAUUUAGCUGAAAACCAAACCAAAGCAGUUAAGUCUGUAACUUUGUUUUUGCAGCUUAAACAGGAGAAUUUGCUGCUCUCCCUCCCCUUUCCUGCAAUUUAAUUCCUUACAGACUUUGCCAUGGGGUGCGGACUUAGAAAGCUAGAAGACCCCGAUGAUAGCAGCCCUGGAAAAAUAUUUUCUACCCUGAAGAGACCGCAAGUGGAAACAAAGACGGAAUUUGCUUAUGAAUAUGUGUUGCUGGAUUUCACUUUACAAGCUUCAACAAACCCAGAAGUCAUCAAGAUAAAUUCAGUUCUGGAUAUAAUUACAAAAGUGGAAGACUAUUAUCUUAAAGGAUAUAUUGUUGGGGCCAUUCAUCCUAUAAUACAACCUGUAGGGCAGCGAAAACAUCUACCAGCAACUUAUCUCUACAGAGUGGUGCUGUCACGCUUGAAAUUAAGCCCUAAGCAUUCAGCAGCACCCAGUGGUCAAAGGCGCCCAAGACUUGUGAUUGAGGAGUGUCCACUAACUUAUGAGACACAAGCAAAUGACGCAGCUAAAGAACUCAUAGAAAAGGCUAAUGUUGCUGCUAAAAGAGGAAUGAAAUUUGUUGGAUUCAUAUCACAGCAUUACCCUUCCUCUAAAUACUGUAAUGGAACUAACCAUGAUGGAGAUGCAGAAUUGGUACUGCCUGUGAGACACAGUUCAGAUGACAACAAAAGCUGGAAUGAAGGCGCUGUAAGCGGGCAGUCGUCAGAAAGCGGGACUGAGGAGGAACCUCAGCAUGAAGGUGGACAGUGUCAAACAGAAGGAAAUGGCAGUCCCAGCAACUCCAAACCAAAGCAAGGAGACGGUAACAGACAGGAUAAUAGAUUAUACAUGGUUUUCAAUGCUUUUGGAGAUGAUUCGGCCUGCUGGACCUAUCAGGAAGGCAUCCUGUCCAUGAAAGUGACAAGGAAGGGAGCUGUCAUCAGCACACUUGAUGCCAACUGGCUGGAGUUAACUACAUUUUAUUAUAAGCAAGGCUUGUCUUUAAUAGACUCUUUUGUAUGCUGGGAGACACCAAAAGGGGACCAUUUGUCUAAAUCUUUGGAAGGAUUUUUUAUCUAUGAAGAAGAAGGUUUUGGAGUUCCAGGCUCUAAUAGGAAAGGAAAUGAUGCUAUUGUGGUAGAACAAUGGACCGUCAUUGAGGGCUGUGAAAUCAAAACAGAUUAUGGCCCUCUGCUCCACACUCUGGCUGAAUUCGGAUGGCUUCUGACAAGCGUGUUGCCUACACCUAUACUGAGACAUGACAGUGAAGGGAAUUUGGCUACAAAGCAGGUCGUGUUCCUUCAGAGGCCCGUCAUGUGGCAUCCAGCUGCUCAGACCCCAGAAAGGAAAGCCAGCCGCCUUCUGAAAGGUGAAGACAGAAACAAAGUGAACACCAGGACCGUCAGCCUGGACACAAACGCAUCCCAACCAGCAGAAGCCCAGGCCCUGCCCGUGGAGGGUCUCCUCUCUACCUCCAGAGAAUGUUGGACCAAGGAGGGGCAGCCAGCACAGUGCAGCAGUUUCUCCGGGUUUAGCAGCAGUGACAGCGUCCUCCGGGAACUGGAUGAUGGACAGUUUGACCAGGAAGAUGGUGUGACGCAGGUCACUUGCAUGUGAGCUGGCGGGUGAAGCAACAGAAGGUUUUGUAAAUAGUUAUUAAAAUGGCUGCCAACUGA
Messenger RNA from Nannospalax galili (Upper Galilee mountains blind mole rat), 2099 nucleotides. It is a transcript of the gene Rftn2, whose product is annotated as raftlin family member 2. Bases 532 to 2040 code for a protein of 502 amino acids. NCBI's taxonomy places the organism in Eukaryota, Metazoa, Chordata, Mammalia, Rodentia, Spalacidae. The transcript is spliced from 9 exons. The record is from RefSeq and is a predicted model, not a curated record.